Molecule: messenger RNA, 655 nt
Organism: Acromyrmex echinatior (Panamanian leafcutter ant)
Lineage: Eukaryota; Metazoa; Arthropoda; Insecta; Hymenoptera; Formicidae
Source: RefSeq, a predicted model, not a curated record
AGUUGCAAUCGCGUUGUAUUGUAACACCAAGCUGUAAACGUGUCGGCUUUGGAGAAUUAAUAAGAUUGCAGAUGAUAUGUAUACGCGGGGAAUUCGCAUCGCGGUGCAGCGUUCCUUAAAACAAGUUACGAGGCGCGGUGAAUGAAAAUGAAACCGGUGUAUGUAUACGUGUGUGUUUGUGUGUGUGUGUGUGUAAUGCACUUUCCACAGGCGCGACAACGCAAGUUGCGAGCUGCACCCGGCGACUACCGUUACGGCGAAAUUACGCGUACUCUGCGUAUGACUUUGUCGUGGUGCGCAGACACCUCGACGUGGAUAAACCUAACCGGUCAUUCGCAUUCGGUGGACGACGUGGAUGGGAACAUGUUUGUUUACACGAAAUUUAGUAGCAGUUUGCACAAAGAGAAUAUAUUGUACAUUCGGAGACGUGUAUCGAUCUCCUUUUCUACGAUAUAAUACGAGGGUAAAGAAAAAUGGGAACUAAAGGAUUGGGGAAAGGCACAAUGCCAGCUUUUACGACGAGUCUCGUAGCCAUUAUCAGAAGGGGUCGUCGGAAAAAGAUAAAUGCUGGGUAAACACGGGAAUGGUCGUAUCUGUCAGAUUUACCUUAUACUAAUACAAUAUUCCGUGCAGAAAGACGAAUAAAUAACGUAAU